AUGGACGCCUCCUCCCUCCGCAUCUCCAAGUUCGAUGGAACUAACUUCCACGCCUGGAAGUUCAAGAUGCAGAUGGUGCUGGAGGAACGGGACCUAUGGGAGGUCGUCAGCGGUGAGAUCAAGGCGGAACAGUGCGAGACUCAGUUGGACCAAGCGACGUACAAGAGGAAGUCAAGAAAGGCGAUGGCAGUGAUCUGUCUAGCCAUGGAAGAUUCCCAGCUACCGUUGGUCCGGUCGGCAAGUGGUGCAUGCGACGCAUGGUCAAGGUUGGAAGACCACUUCGAGAAGAAGAGUCUUGCCAACAAGCUGUUCUUGCGCCGUCGCUUCUUCACGACAAUGAUGGAAGAAGGCGACGAUGUGCUCGAACACAUCAACAAGCUCAAGACGCUGGCGGAACAGCUAGAAGCGGUGGGGGCUCCAGUCUGCGAGGACGAUCUGGUGAUCACACUCCUCGGCAGCCUGAGUGACUCGUAUCAAUUCUUGAUCACAGCUUUGGAGUCGCGCUCAGACACUCUUAGCUGGGAGCUCGUGACGUCUCGACUGCUUCAUGAAGAAAUGAAGCGGAAGGAGCAAGGAAGUAAAGGUGAUGAAGCUUCGCAAGGUCAAGCGUUCAUCACAAGGGGACAAUCAGCGCAAAGGGCGACCAGUGAAGAAGUCCUGGCCGUGCCACAAUUGCGGAAAGAUUGGUCAUUGGAUGGCGGACGUGCUCAAGACAGCGGCGACCGCUAUCGAUCACAACGUGCAAACGUCGCUCAAGAAGAAGACUCGGGCGACUACCUCUUUUCGAUCGGUGAAACGACAUCUGCGAAAUCGAGCGACAUCUGGCUGGUCGACUCCGGGGCGACGCAGCACAUGACGUGCUCCAAGAAGUUCAUGCGGAACUACAAGGGGUUUGACGCUGUGGAUGUCCAUCUCGCGGAUGAUGGAAUCGUCCAAGCAAUCGGCAGUGGGGACAUUGUCAUGUCGAUGAAGACACCCCAAGGGAUGAAGAAAGGUGUGCUCACAAACGUGUGGCACAUCCCAAAGUUAUCCAGAAACCUGUUCUCGGUCGGCCGCUUCACCAAGGAUGUCGGCCCAGUGACGUUCACGAAGGAUGGGUGCUAUGGAGAAGCGAAAGGGACCAAGUGGAAAAUUGGUGCCCGUGAAGGUAAAGGACUGUUCAAGCUGCAAAUGACUCCAGUGGCGCCGGAACAAGCAAAUGCAGCCAAGUCGUCGGGAUGUCAAGGGGGCACCAAGUCGUACCUCUGGCACCUUCGGCUUGGCCACAUAGGUCACGAUGGACUCAAUUGCAUCGUGACGAAGAACAUUGGAAUUGGCAUCGACAUAUCUUCGGUGAAGAAGUGGGACGUGUGUGAAGGUUGUGCUCUGGGAAAACAGACUCGAGUGCGCUUCCAAUCAAACACUACAGCUCGCACCUCCAAACUCCUCGAAGUGAUUCACAGCGACGUAUGCGGACCGAUGUCGAUGGCAACUUUCAGUGGAAAACGGUACUUCGUGACAUUCAUUGAUGACAAGUCAAGAUACUGUGUCGUCUAUCUGCUCAAGAGCAAAUCUGAAGUUGCGGCGAAGUUCAUGGAAUACGCUGCGAUGGCCGAAACGCAAACCGGAAAGCGCGUGAAGUACCUUCAAAGCGACAAUGGGGGUGAAUACAAGUCCGACAAGCUGGCACGAUUCUGCGCGGAACGGGGAAUACAACAAAGGUUCACACCCCCAUAUACUCCUCAGCUAAACGGAGUAGCUGAGAGAAUGAAUCGCACGCUGGUCGAGUGUGCGCGUUGCAUGAUGGAACACGCUGGACUGGGAAAGAGCUACUGGGGUGAAGCAUGUAAGAAGUAA
Messenger RNA from Peronospora matthiolae, 1836 nucleotides. The record is from the annotation of a GenBank genome assembly. Lineage: Eukaryota; Oomycota; Peronosporomycetes; Peronosporales; Peronosporaceae.